CUGUCCGCUGUCCCCACGCUCCCGCACGGCACGCCGCACAGCAGAACACAGACGGCGCACGCGCGGUGGCGACAUCGCCCGCUUCCUUCCAACUCCAGUUUUUCCCACCCAAACCCUAGAGGCUAGCGGCGGCGGGACUCCGGCGAGGGCGCGUGGCGGCGACAACGGCGUGCGCUGGGGCGGCGGCCAUAUCUGGCUGGGGCGGCUAUUAGGUUUUACGCUGUUAUUUUCUUUUUUGGCAGCCCUUGGUAUUUUGAAUACCAAAUUCUGAGCCCGCCUGCCGAUGAGCAAGAAGAGGAAGUCUCUGAAUCCAGCCAACUCGUUGAAGGGCAGCAAAGGAGUAUUAGCGUCAGAUUUCAUCAGUGGGGACGAUCUUGAUGACCUAUUGUCAAAGCUUGUUAGGACUGUGGAGAUUGCUAAGGCUUCAAGGGGAAGCUUACCUGAAAAGAUAUGGAUGAAGCAACAAUUUGCUAUCGGGGUCAAUGAUGUCACAAGGGUUCUCGAGCGAAUGCCACAUUCUGUUACUGCUUCUCAUUCUACUCAAAGGUCUAGUGAAGCACCAACUGUCUCAGGCCGACGUCAAGCUCCUUUGGUGCCAUUGCAGGCUGUCCUUGUAGCUGCUGACUGCAACCCCAAAUGGUUAACAAAACACAUACCAGCACUAGCAUCUACAAGGCAGGUACCAGUGUUUUGCGUGAAGGACAACAAGGGAGGCUCACUAAGGUUAGGUCACGUGGUGAAUGUCAGAACAGCACUUGCCAUUGGAGUAAAGGCCAAAGAUAGCAUAGUCAACAAGACUAUCGAUGAGGUCCUGAAGGAUAGUAAGCUGGUUGCCAAUGAAGUAACUCCAAGUCCAGUAACAUGUUUGGACUAAAAAGCUUGUACUUCUGGGCGUGCAACAUCCCAGGGUCAUCUAAUAGAUGGGUUAAAAUGGACAUAUAGCAAAGAAGUUUUAAGUAUCUUAGCAAAUUGUGGCAAUAUCAAUCUAACCCUGACACUUGAAUAGUGUACCUAGAUACCCACUGUGAUCUUGAACUUGCUUAUUGGGUACAUUUUUUUUCUUUAGGCUCUACAACAGUACAUUUUUUUUCUUGUUUUGCUAGCGGUUGAUUGUUGUGGCUUGGUGGCCACUAACAUUAUGUUGGCGAUUGUGGUCUAUUGUUGUUAUAUGUUUUCGUUUUUGUAUUUGUAUCUGUCUAUUUAUCC
Messenger RNA from Sorghum bicolor (sorghum), 1206 nucleotides. RefSeq lists its product as uncharacterized. The transcript has 6 exons. The record is from RefSeq and is a predicted model, not a curated record. Lineage: Eukaryota; Viridiplantae; Streptophyta; Magnoliopsida; Poales; Poaceae. Bases 284 to 874 code for a protein of 196 amino acids.